Perognathus longimembris pacificus (Pacific pocket mouse) is the source of this 1958-nucleotide messenger RNA. Its product is annotated as sarcolemmal membrane-associated protein-like. Gene Ontology annotation, biological process: protein localization to plasma membrane; regulation of membrane depolarization during cardiac muscle cell action potential; regulation of voltage-gated sodium channel activity. Lineage: Eukaryota; Metazoa; Chordata; Mammalia; Rodentia; Heteromyidae. The record is from RefSeq and is a predicted model, not a curated record.
GUGAAGUCUGAGUAAUGUACCCACCUAAAAGAAAUGAAUGAACGGACUCAGGAAGAAUUAAGAGAGUUAGCCAAUAAAUAUAAUGGAGCAAUUAAUGAGAUUAAAGAUUUAUCUGAUAAAUUAAAGGUGGCAGAAGGAAAACAAGAAGAAAUCCAACAGAAAGGACAAGCUGAGAAGAAAGAACUGCAACAUAAAAUAGAUGAAAUGGAAGAAAAAGAACAGGAGCUCCAGGCCAAAAUAGAAGCUUUACAUGCUGAUAAUGAUUUCACCAAUGAAAGGCUCACAGCUUUACAAGAGAAGCUGAUCGUCGAGGGGCAUCUAACCAAAGUGGUAGAAGAAACAAAGCUUUCAAAAGAAAACCAGGCAAGAGCACAGGAAUCAGACUUAUCAGAUACUCUGAGUCCAAGCAAGGAAAAGAGCAGUAAGGACACAACGGAUGCCCAGAUGGAUGAGCAAGAUCUAAAUGAACCUCUUGCUAAAGUGUCUCUACUAAAAGAUGACUUACAGGGGGCACAGUCAGAAAUUGAGGCAAAACAAGAAAUUCAGCAUCUUCGCAAGGAAUUGAUUGAAGCUCAGGAGCUAUCUAGAACAAGUAAACAAAAAUGCUUUGAAAUUCAAGCUCUUUUGGAUGAAGAAAGAAAAGCCUAUGGAAAUCAAGUUGAGGAAUCCGCUAACCAAAUACAGGUUCUUCACGCCCAACUGCAGAGGUUACACAUCGAUAUUGAGAAUCUCCAAGAGGAGAAGGAUGGCGAAAUCACAAGCACUAGAGAUGAAUUGCUGAGUGCACAAGAUGAAAUUUUGCUCCUUCAUCAAGCAGCAGCAAAGGCUGCCUCUGACAGAGACAAUAACAUUGUUUCUUUACAAGAAGAGCUUAAGAAGGUGCAAAAUGAACUUGAGCAGUGGCAGAAAGCAGCAUCUGAAUAUGAGAAAGAAAUCGCCAGUCUGCAAAACAGUUUUCAAGUCAAAUGUCAACAGUGUGAGGACCAGCGGAGAGAGGAAGCCACAAAGUUGCAAGGUGAACUAGAGAAGCUGAGAGAGGAAUGGAAUGUAUUGGAAACCGAAUGCCAUUCUCUAAAAGAGCAAAAUGUUUUGCUGUCAUCAGAACUGCAGCGUCAAGAAAAAGAAUUGCACAAUUCUCAAAAGCAGAGUUUAGAGCUCACAAGUGAUCUCAGCAUCCUUCAGAUGACCAGGAAAGAGCUUGAGAACCAAGUGGGAUCCUUGAAAGAACAACAUCUUCGAGACUCGGCUGAUUUAAAGACUCUCUGUAAGGCUGAAAACCAAGCAAAGGAUGUACAGAAAGAGUAUGAAAAGACACAGACUGUACUCUCAGAACUGAAGUUGAAGUUUGAAAUGACUGAGCAGGAAAAGCAAUCAAUCACAGAUGAGCUCAAACAAUGUAAAGACAACCUGAAGCUGCUCCGAGAGAAAGGAAAUAAUCCUUCCAUAUUACAACCCAUCCCAGCCGUAUUCAUCGGCCUAUUCCUGGCUUUCCUGUUUUGGUGUUUCGGUCCAUUGUGGUAGAGAAAGAAACCCUGGCCCUGGAUGCCCAUGUUGGCUGCCCUGGUUGCGGUGACAGCCAUCGUGCUGUAUGUGCCAGGUCUGGUCAGAGCUUCUCCGUGAGAGUGUUUCUUGAGUCUGUACACCGCCAUUCCUCUAGAAGCUGGCAUCACACUCAUGCUGGAGACAAACAGAACCAUUUUCUUCCUUUUUACCUCUUAAAUCAGCAAAGUGCAAGAAUAAAGCUAUAGGGUCAUUGCUUUAAAUUAUAUAAAGUGUAUCUGUCUAUAGAGAGGAUAUAAAAGUGUGACUUUAUUCUACUGAAAGCAAUAAUUUGCUUGCAAUUUUUCAUGUAAUUUUUAAAUUAGUAUGUUGAGAUUCUGAAUAUUAUGGUGGCCUAAAGUAGGCUUCUUGGUACACCAAAUUAUUUAUACCAUUAAAUUUUGGGUAUUUUACUCUGA